This is a messenger RNA of Closterium sp. Naga37s-1, 909 nucleotides long. The record is from the annotation of a GenBank genome assembly. NCBI's taxonomy places the organism in Eukaryota, Viridiplantae, Streptophyta, Zygnematophyceae, Desmidiales, Closteriaceae.
AUGGUAACCUUCUCCAGCUCGAUUGGGUUGGGUCUGGUUGGCCUGGUUGAGCCGAACCGGUCGACCCAGCACUUUGCCGACCUCGCGACCCUCGACCGUCGCCCUUGCUGUCUCCGCCCACCGCCCACACCUCGCCCGUCGCUCUCGCCGCCCCCCCGCCCGUCGCCCUCGCUUCCUCCGCCCGUCCCAUCGCUUACCCCGCCCGUCCCAUCGCUUACCCCGCCCGUCGCCUUCGCUUACCCCGCCCGUUGCCUUCGCUUCCCCCGCCCGUUGCCUUCGCUUCCCCCGCCCGUUGCCUUCGCUUCCCCCGCCCGUCGCCUUCGCUUCCUCCGCCCGUCGCCCUCGCUUCCCCUCCCCAUCGCUCGCCCCGUCAACCUCUGCUCUCCCACCUGUCGCUGCGUCGACGUCGUUCUCAUUCCCGCCGCCGACUCUUCGUCGAGUCUCCAUCUUAUUCGCCCUCUCUUCCUUUCCCCGUCGCCCAUGCCUACUCCCCUCUCUCGCGCCGACGCCCUGGUUUUCCACCCCGCUGCCUUCUCUCCGCUUCCCAUUCGUUCACCUAUUGUCCCUUCAAUAGCUGCUGCUUUGAUUUUGCGGAGGCCACUUUCCCCCUUCUCACUCUCCAUUUUCAGUCGCAUCAUCUCCCAAUCCGCCCACGUCGCAACGACCAUUCUAAUUCAUGCCCGCAUCCUUCCCGCCUGCCCUCUUCUCCCUGUUCCUCUAUCUUCGUACCUCUUCCUCUUCUUCUUACUGCCUCGUCAAGCCCGACUGUCCUCCUCUCUCCCCCCUGUCCUCCUCUCCCCCCUCUGUCCUCCUCUCUCCCCCCUAUCCUCCUCUCUCCCCCUCUGUCCUCCUCUCCCCCCCCUGUCCUCCUCUCUCCCUCCUGACCUCCUAUCCCCCCCCUGUUUCUAA